Hermetia illucens (black soldier fly) is the source of this 569-nucleotide messenger RNA. RefSeq names its product pro-resilin-like. The record is from RefSeq and is a predicted model, not a curated record. The transcript is spliced from 3 exons. Gene Ontology annotation, cellular component: extracellular matrix. The coding region runs from base 57 to 350 and encodes 97 amino acids. NCBI's taxonomy places the organism in Eukaryota, Metazoa, Arthropoda, Insecta, Diptera, Stratiomyidae.
UCUCUGCUCCUCAAAUUGUUCAUACGAAUUUUCGUGAAUUUUUCUUAUCUGUGAAAAUGUGGAAAUCGCUGUUUUUAUUGUGCUGUUUAGUAGCAUUCGUUGCAUCAAGACCGCAAGGAGCUGAUGAACGUCCUGAACCGUACGAAUAUAACUAUGAAGUGAAAGAUCCCGAGAAGGACUUAUUCUUCGAUAAAAAUGAAGCUGGAGAUGCCUCUGGAAAAGUAACUGGUAAAUACUCAGUGUGGCUACCUGACGGAAGACUCAUGACCGUGGAAUACACAGUAGAAAACGGCGAAAGCGGAUUUGUGCCGAAAAUCACCUUCGCUGACAAUGCCUCACCAUUCGGUUAAAGUAAAUGUUUCCCCAUACAAAUUCAAACAUACCCUUAUUCACUCGAAACAGCAAUAUUGUGACGCCAGGAAUUAGUAUAGAAGAACAUUUUCCACGAAUAUUCAUGAGAUAAAAUGCUUAAAAAGAAAACAACAGUGAAGAAAGUGCAUGAACGUUUUAAGAAAUAUGUGUUUUAUAUAUUGUAUAUUUUUAUAAUGAAUUUUAUGAAAUAAAUGAAA